AUCAGCCGGCGCCGCGCCGCGCCGCCCCGGGUUACUCCGCCCCGCCCGCGCGGCGGUGGGUGCCCUGUCACAGCCAGCGAUGGCCGCGGCUCCGGCCCGUGGUUUGUAAAUUGGCAACUAAAGCUCCCGACGCGGCUCUGGUCCUGAUGGCGGCGGCGGCGGCGGCGGCGGCCCUGGCAGCCGCGGACCCCCCUCCCGCGAUGCCGCAGGCGGCAGGAGCCGGAGGAUCCGCUACCCGCCGAGACUUCUAUUGGCUGCGCUCCUUCCUGGCCGGAGGUAUUGCCGGAUGCUGUGCAAAAACAACAGUUGCUCCCUUGGAUCGAGUAAAGGUUUUAUUACAAGCUCACAAUCAUCAUUAUAAACAUUUAGGAGUAUUUUCUACCUUGCGUGCUGUUCCGCAAAAGGAGGGGUACCUCGGAUUGUAUAAAGGGAAUGGUGCAAUGAUGAUUCGAAUCUUUCCCUAUGGUGCAAUCCAGUUUAUGGCGUUUGAGCAUUAUAAAAUGUUCAUUACUACAAAGCUGGGAAUUUCUGGUCAUGUGCACAGAUUAAUGGCUGGAUCCAUGGCAGGUAUGACAGCAGUUAUCUGUACUUACCCUCUUGACAUGGUUAGAGUACGCCUAGCAUUCCAGGUGAAAGGGGAACACACUUAUACAGGAAUUAUUCAUGCAUUCAAAACAAUUUAUGCAAAGGAAGGUGGUUUCCUUGGAUUUUAUAGAGGCCUGAUGCCAACUAUAUUAGGAAUGGCUCCAUAUGCAGGUGUUUCAUUUUUUACUUUUGGUACCUUAAAGAGUGUUGGGCUUUCCCAUGCUCCUACCCUUCUUGGCAGACCUUCAUCAGACAAUCCUAAUGUCUUAGUUUUGAAAACUCACAUAAACUUACUUUGUGGUGGUGUUGCUGGAGCAAUAGCACAGACAAUAUCCUAUCCAUUUGAUGUAACUCGCCGGCGAAUGCAAUUAGGAACUGUUCUUCCAGAAUUUGAAAAGUGCCUUACUAUGCGGGAGACUUUGAAGUAUGUCUAUGGACACCAUGGAAUUCGAAAAGGAUUAUAUCGUGGUUUAUCUCUGAAUUACAUUCGCUGCAUUCCCUCUCAAGCAGUAGCUUUUACAACGUAUGAACUUAUGAAGCAGUUUUUUCACCUCAACUGAAAAAAAAAUUUUUUGAUUUCCUUAAUAAAUUCUCAGAGGGAGAAGUAAAAUAUUACUUUAAUUUUGGGGAGCACAUUACUUGAAUGGAGAUAUUUACUCUGUCACAGAAACCACUGGUAUUUUAGUACUUAAUUUUUUUAUUCAUCACAAGUCAAAAGUGCUUACUAUACUUUUUGAUGCCUAAAGUUAUACCGUAGAACACUGAAAAUAAAUUCCUAAACUGAUGCUGGCUAAUCAGUUAGGUUAUUUGAAACCAUUUUAAAGUGUCAUUUGGAAGUAGAACUAACUUAAAUGGAAUUCAGGAGGUUGUCGUUAGCUUUAUCAUGCUGGUCCAAGCUUUUAAUUGUAAUCAUGAUUUCCAAAGACUCUAAUAUUGGUUAUUAUUAUUAUUUUUAUAAACAGUCUUGGUUGUACUGCAGCAGAAUGAUGAGAAGUGAAUUUUUAAAUUGUAUAAACCAUAGCUUAGAAGCCAGCAUGGAGGUAUUCUUAUUAUUUUCUCUUCUCAUAAUUCUGCUCCACUGGAUAAAAGGACAAACACGUUUUCUCUUCAUUUUUUUAGAAAUAAAUGUUGUAUUUAAAAAGUAGUCAUGUAGAAACUCAACCGUAAAUGAAGAAUUUUCAGGUAUUGCUUAAAUGUUAUUAUCAAGUACUACAACUGAUUUAAAUAUUUUAAAAAGUCAAUGUAUUUUCCAAAGGUAGUGAUAAUAAAUACUAUCUUUGCUCCCAAAACAAAUUAGCAUUAUAGAUUUUGUUUUGUUAAAUGAUUUGAUGUAUACUAGAAAAGUUAUUACAUGGACUGUGAAAUAUCUAUUAAUAUAGAUGUGAAUGUCAAAGAAUGUUUCUAAGGUCAUGAUACAUCAACUAGUUCUUCCAUGUAAAAUAAUUUUAGUGCAAUAUAAACUUAAGUAGAAAUGUAAAAAUUAUUUGAAUUGCUAUCCUUUAUAUUAAAAUGGUCUAAAAUGUAAGAAUUCGAGUUGCUGUGUUUAGAGUACUUUUUAUGUUUUAUUAUAAGCAUGACAGAAAUUGGAGGGGAACAAUUAGUUUUGUCCUCAGAAAUAGCAAUUUGUAGAUUUGAUGUGAUUUUUAAGAUAUUAUAAAACCAACUUGAAAGUGUUUUUUUCUGCUUCAAUUUUUAUUUUUUUCGUCUAAAAGAUUUCUCAUCAUACCUUGGUAAAACAUUAGAUGAACUGGUUUCAUUUUCAAAGUCUUUAUUUUAAAAUAAAUAUGUAUCUUUGUAUGGUUUAUAAGUGUACUUGCAGGUAGAAAUACAUGUGUUCCUAAAACUAUUUUGUAUAUUUUCGUUUCCCGAUUACACUGUAACUAAAUAUUGUUAUCAAAUCUCAAGAUAAUUUAAAUGUAUAAAAUAAGUAUCUCACUUAUGUUACCAAUAAA
Molecule: messenger RNA, 2537 nt
Organism: Rhinolophus ferrumequinum (greater horseshoe bat)
Lineage: Eukaryota; Metazoa; Chordata; Mammalia; Chiroptera; Rhinolophidae
Gene: SLC25A16
Product: solute carrier family 25 member 16
Exons: 9
Coding region: 147-1145 (332 amino acids)
Biological process (GO): transmembrane transport
Cellular component (GO): mitochondrial inner membrane
Source: RefSeq, a predicted model, not a curated record